This is a messenger RNA of Kuraishia capsulata CBS 1993, 702 nucleotides long. RefSeq lists its product as uncharacterized. Bases 1 to 702 code for a protein of 233 amino acids. The record is from RefSeq and is a predicted model, not a curated record. Gene Ontology annotation, cellular component: cytosolic small ribosomal subunit; ribosome. Gene Ontology annotation, molecular function: rRNA binding; structural constituent of ribosome; mRNA binding. Gene Ontology annotation, biological process: ribosomal small subunit assembly; translation. Lineage: Eukaryota; Fungi; Ascomycota; Pichiomycetes; Pichiales; Pichiaceae. The transcript has a single exon.
AUGAGUGACGUUGAGCAAGAACAAAUCCCAGUUGAAGAACAACUCGAGGAACAAGAAGAGAUCAUCUCGGAACCCGUUGAGUUGCAAAUCGUCGAGUUGGCUACUCCUAUCCCAGAGGAGAUCCAGGCCGGCUCCGCCGAGAUCAAGCUCUUCAACAAGUGGACCUUCCAGGGUGUUUCCAUCAAGGACAUCUCCCUGAUCGACUACAUUCAAAUCAGACAGCCAGUCUUUGUCUCUCACACCGCCGGUAGAUACGCCGCCAAGAGAUUCAGAAAGGCUCAAUGUCCUAUUGUCGAGAGACUCACCAACUCCUUGAUGAUGAACGGUAGAAACAACGGUAAGAAGUUGAAGGCUGUCAGAAUCGUCAAGCAUGCUUUGGAGAUCAUCAACGUGUUGACUGACCAGAACCCAUUGCAAAUUUUGGUUGACGCCGUCAUCAACACCGGUCCAAGAGAAGACUCCACCAGAAUCGGUUCUGCCGGUACCGUCAGAAGACAGGCUGUUGAUGUGUCUCCAUUGAGAAGAGUUAACCAGGCCGUUGCCCUGUUGACUGUUGGUGCUAGAGAGGCUGCUUUCAGAAACGUCAAGACCAUUGCUGAGUGUUUGGCCGAAGAGUUGAUCAACGCUGCUAAGGGUUCUUCCACUUCUUAUGCUAUCAAGAAGAAGGAUGAGUUGGAGCGUGUUGCCAAGUCUAACCGUUAA